This is a messenger RNA of Salvia hispanica, 1312 nucleotides long. Its product is annotated as mitochondrial uncoupling protein 2-like. The record is from RefSeq and is a predicted model, not a curated record. Gene Ontology annotation, biological process: transmembrane transport. Lineage: Eukaryota; Viridiplantae; Streptophyta; Magnoliopsida; Lamiales; Lamiaceae.
AUCUCACUCAACACUCAACAGUAUUUAUCUUUGAGACGGCAAACAGCUACUGAACUAUUUUGAUCUCAAAUGGCGGAUCCGUUGCAGAUCUCUUUCGCCGGAAUAUUCGCCUGCAGCGCUUUCGCCGCCUGUUUCGCCGAGAUUUGUACUAUUCCUUUAGAUACUGCUAAAGUAAGGCUUCAGCUCCAAAAGAGAGUUCCUAUAGGGGACUCAACAGCCGCACCAAAAUACAAGGGCUUGUUGGGUACACUUACUACCAUUGCAAAAGAAGAAGGGUUCUUUGCACUUUGGAAUGGGGUGGUACCUGGUUUGCACCGGCAAUUCCUUUAUGGAGGCUUAAGAGUCGGACUGUAUCAGCCUGUGAAAGCAUUCAUUUCUGGAACUAAUUCAGCAGAUAUUCCCUUGUUCUAUAAAGUAUUAGCUGCUCUUCUUACUGGUGCCAUAGCAAUAAUCGUGGCAAAUCCUACUGACCUCGUCAAAGUUCGGCUUCAAGCUGAGGGUAAAUUGCCGGUUGGAGUGGCGAGGCGUUAUAGUGGUGCUUUGCAGGCAUAUUAUUCCAUAGUCAAGCAGGAAGGAGUGGGAGCUUUGUGGACAGGGCUUGGGCCAAACAUUGCAAGAAAUGCUGUUGUAAAUGCUGCUGAAUUGGCUAGUUAUGAUCAAGUCAAAGAGACAAUUUUGAAAAUUCCAGGAUUCACAGACAAUGUUCUAACGCAUAUCUUAGCUGGUUUAGGUGCAGGAUUCUUUGCUGUCUGUAUUGGCUCCCCAAUUGAUGUGGUUAAAUCUAGAAUGAUGGGAGAUUCAGUCUAUAAAGGCACUAUCGAUUGCUUCUUCAAAACAUUAAAAACGGAGGGAUUAUUUGCCUUCUACAAGGGGUUCCUACCAAAUUUCAGCCGGCUUGGGUUGUGGAAUGUGAUCAUGUUUCUGACUCUCGAACAAGUGAAAAGAUUAUUCUUCUAUUGAUAAGUUAGACUACAUAUUAUUACCACCUAUUCUUUCGUUUGUUCGGCAACGGGACAGUGAGAUUCUCCCAGCUGGUACCAAAAGCACUUCUAGAAGGUUCCUUUUUUCAGUAUCACAGCAAAUAUACAUGCCAAUAAAAUGAUGCUUUUAUCAUGUGGAAUCGGCAUUUUCAUCGAUGGAGAACUUUGCUGGACUUAUGAAGCCAGAGAGAGCACAUCUCCAGAGGUUAGAAUUGUUUGUGUUAAUAUAUUCUCCUAUUUAAGAUUGUAACAAUAGAAUAUUUGUAUUAUUAAGAUAUGUUACUCAUUAUAUUCAUAUUAAAUAUAUCCCAAGAUUCAUGAAUUACAUGGUA